ACCGCCAAUGGCCUGCUCGCCCCAACCGGCUGCUCUGGGACUGCCUGUCAAGCCAAGCUCCUCGCGUCUACCGGUUCCCUUAUCACUAUAUCUUCUCUACUCUACCUUUCUGAAGAAACAGCCUGGCGUUACGUCAGACCCGGGCAAAAACCGCAGGGCAAGCAAGUCGGAGUCUAAGGAGCUAGGCAUUGCUGCCAAACCCGAGUUAAUGCUGCUCACUCACAGCACAGCGUUCAAUGUCAUUAAAAAGGAACACUUUUAAACCGCGGCAGCAUGUGGUAAGUCAAUUUUUCUCUGAUUCGUUUUUCCAGCCUUCGGGAUUUUUUUUUUACCGUUUUCACUCACAUGACACUUUGACCAGUUGUCUCUAGCUGGCAUAAUUGCGCAAAAACUGCGGUAACACCGCGUGUUGGAGAUUGUUCAAAAGUAGACUAACAAACGUUCAGCCACUUUGAAACCUACAUGACAUGAUGAUGAGGCACCCAAGCUUUUCAACAACCACUUGCAGAGAUUUUUUCUUCAUUUUUUAAAUUUGAUUCUUGAUCAUUUCAAAAACAAACAUGCCUCAUGCUCGAAAUAGGAACCCUAGCCCCAUCCCUGAGGUAACAUGGGAUACGGGAUUGAAGGAGAUGAACGAAACUUGGAAGGGAGCUAUUGCCUGUCUCGGGGUGGCAGUCUUUUUCGUCAUGACCAUUGGGAUCAUAUACUGGCAAGUGGUGGAUCAGCCUAACAAGAACUGGAUCCUAAAGGGGAGUUAUAGCGGGCUUAUCUGGGAGAGACGGACUCACUCUCUGGUCAUACAGACACUGACAGAAGACAAGACCUACGUGGAGAUUGACGUGGGCAACGUGGGGAACCCCGAUAUUGAAGUGCCGUUUGUCAGGAACCUGUGCUGGCUCAAUAAGACGGAGUUCUGCUACACAUGGGAUUCGGUGGCGGACGUUAAAAUCUCUUUGGAGGUGAAUGAGGCGACGGAGACGGAGUGUUAUAGCAUGACAUGGUCGCCGGUGCACUGUCAUGUGGAGCUGAAGGACUGCUUCUCCAUGGCUAACAUGUCGUGGUACGGUGGCGCCAGCGUCCAGAACCAGAGCUGGCCAAUCAACGAGCAGAAUGUCACCAUGCAGCCGUUCACUGUUAGCAACCUCAGGGACAACCCGUCUGGCUUUGGCUCAGUCCUCGAACGCUACUUCCUGGGCUCGUCAGGUGUAGCAGUGCUGGUGUCCCCAGAUGUUCCUCUUCAGGUGGGAAUGGAGAGCCAACAGCAUUUUUGCCUGCAGACUCCCUCCAGCCUGGAGCGCACCCCGCUUCAGUACACUGUGUGUGUGGGCCACAACAUCAGGGCUGUACACCAGGAGGCGCUGCAGCAGCUCUCAUCGCCCAGCAGGGAGCUGCCCAACAUGGACGUCUUAUGGUUGCCUUUCUGGAAGCUUCUGGCCAGUGUGGACUCAGGGCCAAAGGUAGAGAGGGAGUUGAGGACCUUCUCCAACCGUCUGAGGAGACACCAGCUGGGAGAGGGGGCCAUCAGCCUCAACGAACAUUCCACCGCCCUCCUCGCCGACAUGGACCAAGACUACCUCACCAGCAGGAAAAGGGGGACAUCCAAGAGACAGACCAGGGACUUCAGGGACCUCUCACUGAUCAAGCUUCUAAACAUUUCCAUCACCCUGUCCCCGUUCCUGAGCGUGGACACCACCCAGUUCCACAAGUCCCUGCUGGACGGCACUGAGGCCUAUUGGCUCAGCCUCCCCGUAGCCCCACAGGGGCGACUGGUGCCUGUGCUGACCCAGUGGCGAGGGCAGUUCUGCGUGAAACUGAACAUCAGCAACCCAGAGGCGGUCAGCUGGUUCCUGGACCGGGUGGGCUUGCUGCAGGCCCGCCUGGGCAUGGAGUCCAUCCAUCUGGAGGGGGCAGAGGGGAACCCGCUGGACCUAGGCGGGGGAGACCAGUAUAUUGGCCAACUGGCAGAUGUGGCAGCCAGGAUAGAAGAGUCGGCUAUCAUGAAUGCAGGGACAAGGUCGAGCCACAAGCCUGUGUUUGUGCGGAUGCCUCCUUUGCAGUCUGACUGGAGCUCCUCUGGACUGAAGGGCCUCAUUCCCUCCUUGCUGCACCACACUCUGCUGGGGUACAACUUACUCAUUCCCGACGCAGUAGGUGGUUCUCUAUCUGGGGACCUGGUGACUGACGAGGAACUGUUCAUCAGGUGGCUGCAGAUUGUGGCCUUCCUCCCCGUCAUCAGCUUUGAGACACCUCCCUGGGUCUGUGGAGAAGACCGGGUGCUGAACUUGACGCGGGCUCUCAUCGCGUGGCACCAGGACUUUGUGGUUCCACUGGUGACGAGGUAUGCAGAGGACUGGAUGACCUCGGGGAGCCCAAUUUACCGGCCCCUGUGGUGGCUCAGCCCUGAUGACCCCGCGACCUUCACCAUUGAUGACCAGUUCCUCAUCGGAGACGAGGUCCUUGUUGCCCCGGUAAUAGAGAGGGGGACAGUACGGAGAAAUAUUUACCUGCCCGACGGGGGCUUUCAGUGGCAGGACAGCCGCAACGCCCAGGUGUUCGACGGGGGAACUCUCUUGGAGGACUACCCUGUCGCCCUCGAGGAGGUUGCCAUUUUCUUACGGAGGAGAUCUUGAGGCUCAAGUCACGUGAUUUAUACGUGACCUAUCCGGAUACUAGUUUCGAAUCUUUUAUUUUAUGUUUUACUCGUGCUGUUCUCAAGUUGCACUUUUCCACAAAGACAAUUGACAGAGGCUCAAGACUUCUUCUUGAGAUUAGAUGUGAAUAUUUUUAUACUUGCACUUUACAAUUCAGAACGAUUUGUAUUUUAUUGACGUCGUUUUCUUCUCUCUUCUUCCUUUUUUAAACUUUAAUCUGCUGUACCUCUCGGCUGAUUGUUUCAGGACUUCUUUUUUGUUUCUUCUAAUCAUUGCUGUUCUUGCUUUUUUGUAUCUAAGAAAGAAACCUAUGUGUUUACAUAUGAUUCAUUUUUGACGUUUAACUGCUGCCGGUUCUCAUGGAGACAUGGAGUACCAACGCAUGCCCCUCGUUCGCUUAAAAAGAAAAGAUAUGAAUUUCUAAAGAAGACCAAACGAAGGAAAAGAAACAGAAGAAUAUGGUUUCUGCUAACGGAGAGCCUGGAAGGAAUGAAUGAGAUGUUUGCUUAAUAUGAAAGAGGCUGAAGCAGCUUGGUAUGUCUCUUUCAUUCUUUGGAACAGCUUUUACUUGACCUAGGCUUAGAGCUGAUGUAUGAUGAAUGUACCUCAACUUCAGUUUUUUCAUUGCUUUACUACGCUAACAAGUCUCUCAAUCAACACUUACACACUUCAAGACUUCGAGACACCCCUUCCUUUAAAGCACUUAUUUUUUCAACUCAUGCUCAAACAAUAUGCAGAAUAUAAUGCUAAUAUUCUUUAUUGUACUUUACAACCUUAACAUACACUACUUGACCAAAAGUAUGUGGACACCUGCAGGUCAAACAUCUCAUUCCAAAAUCAUGGGCAUUAAUAUGGAGUUGGUCCCCCCUUUGCUGCUAUAACAGCCUCCACUCUUCUGGGAAGGCUUUCCACUAGAUGUUGGAACAUUGCUGCGGGGAGUUGCUCCCAUCCAACCACAAGAGCAUUAGUGAGGUCGGGCACUGAUGUUGGGUGAUUAGGGCUGGCUUGCAGUCAGCGUUACAAUUCAUCCCAAAGGUGUUCGAUGGGGUUGAGGUCAGGGAACUGUACAGGCCAGUCAAGUUCUUCCACACCAAUCUCAACUAACCAUAUCUGUAUGGGUCUCGCUUUGUGCACGGGGGCAUUGUCAUGCUGAAAUAGGAAAGGGCCUUCCCCAAUUGGGCCUUCCCCAAGGAAAGGGCCUUCCCCAAGGAAAGGGCCUUCCCCAAUUGUCAAGAAUGUCAUUGUAUGCUGUAUCAUUAUAAUUUCCUUUCAAAAACAGCCCCAGACCAUUACUCCUCCUCCACCAAACUUUACAGUUGGCACUAUGUAUUGAGGCAGGUAGCGUUCUCCUGGCAUCCUCCAAACAUCCAUCGGACUGCCAGAUGGUGAUGCGUAAUUCAUCACUCUAGAGAACCCGUUUCCACUGCUCCAGAGUCCAUUGGUGGCGAGCCUUACACCACUCCAACUGACGCUUGGCAUUGCGCAUGGGGAUCUUAGGCUUGUGUGCUGCUACUCGGCCAUGGAAACCCAUUUCGUGAAGCUCCCGACAAACACUUCCUGUGCUGACGUUGCUUCCAGAGGCAGUUUGGAACUUGUUAGUGAGUGUUGCAACUGAGGACAGACGCUCUUCAGCACUCAGUGGUCCCGUUCUGUGGCUGUCUGCUGGAUUUUUUACACUUGUCAGCAACGGGUGUGGCUGAAAUUGCUGAAUCUACUAAUUUGAAUGGGUGUCCACAUACUUUCGUAUACAUAGUGUAGCUUUUCAAGCUCUAUUCUGGUAUAAGCAACCCAUUUGAGUGCCUUUUUUAUACAUGAACUUGAACCUAAAACCACUGUCCCAGCAAGAGCAUGCACCAUACGCAACAGAUGUUGCUUAUAGCAGCUUAGCCCACUCAAACCUCCUACUCAAUAUGCUGUCUGUCUUAAAAAUGUUUUAAUCGUAUGGUCAUGUUUUACUGGCACUGCUGCUGUGUUGGUGUGCUCUUUCGUGGUAGCCAGAGGAAGCUCUAAAGAAAGACGUCGGGCUCUAAAGGUGGACACCAGUUUAAUGGAGAUUCAAAUAAGACAGGGAUGUCCUGGGUCUAUUAUAACCCUGCCCCCCCCAAAAAAAUAAGGUGCCCCAAAGUACCUGUAUAUGUCAAUGGUUGGAAACACCUAUGUACUGUUUGCGCUGUCAUAGCAACCGUUGCAGCACAGUUUAGAUGCAGAUUAGAAUGACUAUUGUCAAAGAAUGCAAGCCCCUCCCCCAAUUGUAUACAGGGUGGAUCACCAUUGAGACCAGGAUCUCAUUUGCAAGGGAGCCCGGUGAACAGGACACAUACAAUAAAUGAUAUCAAUA
Molecule: messenger RNA, 4989 nt
Organism: Oncorhynchus nerka (sockeye salmon)
Lineage: Eukaryota; Metazoa; Chordata; Actinopteri; Salmoniformes; Salmonidae
Product: SITS-binding protein
Exons: 10
Coding region: 561-2630 (689 amino acids)
Source: RefSeq, a predicted model, not a curated record